GAUGAGGGAGGUGGCUUUUAAAUAUAAAGUAGUUGAAUUAUCUACUUCGAUUGAGUGAGGAUUGACUUUCUGGUUCAUUCGUUAUUGUCUAUCUAUCUAUUCGCCCAGCAUCCAGCAUCCAGCAUCCAGUCUCCGUUUCCAAGCAACACCACCCCAAGCAAGACCCACCAAACCACAACCAUGAAAUUCCCCAUCACCCUCCUUACCCUCAGCACUCUCCUCCCUCUCAUCUCCGCCGCCACCAGCGCCAAGUUCUCCCUCCUCUCCAAAUCCACCUACACACCCUACAACAACGUGCAUUUCGGAUCCGUGGGCUCCGUAUCCGGGACCCUCGUCGCCGGUCUCCAGCCGUUCCAGACUCUUCCCGUCGGAGGAACAAUAAACAAUGGUGUGCUCUCGUUCAUCGGGAUGGAUCCAUCGGAUGAUGCUAUCCCGGCGUAUUUUAUCCACGGCGCCGCGGGAAGCUGGGUGCAGUUAGAUGUGUGGGCGAGUCCGCAGACGGGGUAUAGUUUGGAUAAGAGUGGGAAUUUGUUGGUUAGUGGAGCGGGAGCUUUUUAUGCUUGUUUGACGAAUACGGAUUUCAGUACCGGUGUUAUUGGAGUCUUUUAUACGACGGCUGGAGCGCCAAUUCCAAGUGGUUGCUAUGUGAUUCAGUUGCAAGCUGUGUAUUGUGAAGAGGAUCUCAACAAUUGCGCGUGAGCAAGCUGGUAAGCUACCUGUGUGUAGGAUCUAAUAUGAGAUGAUAAAAUGAUAGAAUGCAGAAACGAAAUUCAUGAAUCCUUUUUGGCGGCGGUCAAUGUUUGAUACGUUUGGAUAUAGCCAAGAAAGAAUCAGCCAGUUGGUUGAAUAUAUAAGUUCCGGAGCAGAUGAAAAUAUAAAUAGAUAAUCUGAAAUAGUAGAUAUUUCAGAUUCAAUUUGCAAAUAUCACUCGAAAAUCAUAAACUGCUUUACCCUCCUCCA
Molecule: messenger RNA, 960 nt
Organism: Botrytis cinerea B05.10
Lineage: Eukaryota; Fungi; Ascomycota; Leotiomycetes; Helotiales; Sclerotiniaceae
Exons: 2
Coding region: 181-699 (172 amino acids)
Source: RefSeq, a predicted model, not a curated record